This is a messenger RNA of Parathielavia appendiculata, 240 nucleotides long. RefSeq lists its product as uncharacterized. The record is from RefSeq and is a predicted model, not a curated record. Bases 1 to 240 code for a protein of 79 amino acids. NCBI's taxonomy places the organism in Eukaryota, Fungi, Ascomycota, Sordariomycetes, Sordariales, Chaetomiaceae. The transcript has 3 exons.
AUGAACCUGUGCAUCACCAACUCGUACGGCACGCUGAGGCCCGCUAAUGAUCUUGUUGGGGGUUGCCAGCAGGGCGAGGGCCUCAUCACGGACCCCGAGCCCCCGACCAGUUGCAACACAUGCAUGUGCAGGACUGGCAAUGGGCAGGAAGAGGAAUCGAGCUCGUUGAAUCUGAAUCCGUUCGUCGAGAACCUUGACGGGUACCUGUGGUGCUUCGGCCAUCGCAGCGAACAAUUAUAG